Molecule: messenger RNA, 11670 nt
Organism: Lutra lutra (Eurasian river otter)
Lineage: Eukaryota; Metazoa; Chordata; Mammalia; Carnivora; Mustelidae
Gene: BCL2
Product: BCL2 apoptosis regulator
Exons: 3
Coding region: 1452-2264 (270 amino acids)
Biological process (GO): negative regulation of intrinsic apoptotic signaling pathway; extrinsic apoptotic signaling pathway in absence of ligand; intrinsic apoptotic signaling pathway in response to DNA damage
Cellular component (GO): mitochondrial outer membrane
Molecular function (GO): protein homodimerization activity; protein heterodimerization activity
Source: RefSeq, a predicted model, not a curated record
GCGCGCCAUGUGUCCUCCGCGGGGCGCGCUGCUCCGAGCCCGGCCGCGGCUCCUUUAACCCGAGAAGGGGAGCGGGGCGGAGGGGCGGCGGGGCGGCUCACGAGGAGGGCUCUUUCUUUCUUCUUUUUUUGAAUGAACCGUGUGACGUACGUACAGGAAACCAGUCGGUUAGAGAGAAUGAAGUAAGAGGCCAGCCCCCACCCCCCCCCCGCCCCGCGCCCGCCCCCUUCCUCCCCGCCCCCUCCCCCGCCCGCCGCGCUCCCUCCCGCCGCUCUCGGUUUCCCCGCCGGGCCGCCGCCGCCGCCGCUGCCAGCGAAGGUGCCGGGCGCCGGGCCCUCCCCGCCGGCGCGGCCGUCAUCGCCCGGAGCGGGUGCGCGGCGGGAGCGCGGAGGGGGCGGCCGCCGCUAGCGCCGCCGCGCAGGAGCAGGAGGAGGAGAAAGGGUGCGCAGCCCGGAGGCGGGGUGCGCCGGUGGGGUGCAGCGGAAGAGGGGGUCCAGGGGGGAGAACUUCGUAGCAGUCAUCCUUUUUAGGAAAAGAGGGAAAAAAUAAAACCCUCCCCCACCACCUCCUUCUCCCCACCCCUCGCCGCACCACACACAGCGCGGGCUUCUCGCGCUCGGCACCGGCGGGCCGGGCGCGUCCUGCCUUCGUUAUCAAGCAGCUUUUCGGAAAAUGCAUUUGCCGUUCGGAGUUUAAUCAGAAGAGGAUUCCUGCCCCCGUACCCGGCUCGCCCGGCGGCCCCCGGUCCCUGUCUGUCUCCCGUGGAGGAGUGAAGCGGUCCCGCGGAUAGAGAUCCAUGUCUGUGCCCGCGCGUGUGUGUGCGUGUGUAAAUUGCCGAGAGGGGGAAAAUCACAGGACUUCUGCAAAUACGGGACUGAAAAUUGUAAUUCAUCUGCCGCCGCCGCUGCCUUUUUUUCCUCGUGCUCUUGAGAUCUCCGGUUGGGAUUCCUACGGAUUGACAUUUCUGUGACGGAGAAGUCUGGGAAUCAAACUGGAAAUUCUCCUAAUUUUUUACCCUCCCUCCCCCAACUCCUGAUUCAUUUGGAAGUUUCAAAGCAGCUAUAACUGGAGAGUUCUGAAGAUUGAUGGAAUCUUUGCCUUAUGCAUUUGUUUUGUUUUCACAAAAAAGGAAACUUGACAGAGGAUCAUGCUGUCCUUAAAAAAUACAACAUCGCAGAGGAAGUAGACUGAUAUUAACAAUAAUUAAUAAUAAUGUGCCUCAUGAAAUAAAGAUCCGAAAGGAAUUUCAGUAAAAAUUUCCUGCAUCUCAUGCCAAGAGGGAAACACCAGAAUCAAGUGUUCCGCGUGACUGAAGACACCCCCUCAUCCAAGAAUGCGAAGCACAUCCAAUAAAAUAGCUGGAUUAUAACUAUUCUUUCUUUCGGGGCCGUGGGGCGGGAGCAGGGGCGAGAGGUGCUGCUGGUACCCGGCUGCUUUUCCUCGGGGGAAGGAUGGCGCACGCUGGGAGAACAGGGUAUGAUAACCGGGAGAUAGUGAUGAAGUACAUCCACUAUAAGCUGUCGCAGAGGGGCUACGAGUGGGAUGCCGGAGACUCGGGCGCCGCGCCCCCGGGGGCCGCCCCCGCACCGGGCAUCUUCUCCUCGCAGCCCGGGCGCACCCCCGCGCCCGCCAGGACCUCGCCGCCCCCGCCCCCCGCCGCCCUCGCCGCCGCUGCCGCCGCGGGCCCUACGCUCAGCCCCGUGCCACCUGUGGUCCACCUGACCCUGCGCCAGGCCGGCGACGACUUCUCCCGUCGCUACCGCCGCGACUUCGCAGAGAUGUCCAGCCAGCUGCACCUGACACCCUUCACCGCGAGGGGACGCUUUGCCACGGUGGUGGAGGAGCUCUUCAGGGAUGGCGUGAACUGGGGGAGGAUUGUGGCCUUCUUUGAGUUCGGUGGGGUCAUGUGUGUGGAGAGCGUCAACCGGGAGAUGUCGCCCCUGGUGGACAACAUCGCCCUAUGGAUGACUGAGUACCUGAACCGGCACUUGCACACCUGGAUCCAGGACAACGGAGGCUGGGCUUGCCUUCUCUGUUGUGUCAUUUACUUUGUCCACUUGGAGCCUACAGAUCUGUCCCCCACCCCCACCCACGCCUGCCCCCUCCCCCACCCCGUGACCCAAAGGAAGAGGAAGGAGCAUGCGCAUCUAGGGGCAGGGGCACCCUACCUUGAGUUGACCCUCAACAAACCUGGCGGGAAGGGGAAGGGGUCUUCUAGGGGAAACAUUGCUUUUGGAAUGGAAGCCUGUGGCUUUCUGGAAUGAAGGGUAGUGAGUUUGGUUUCCCAGGUGGCCCACGGGCCGGAACGUGAGCUCCACGGCUCAGGUGAGCGCGCCGUCAUGGAUCGUUACAGCCCUGGCUGAGGCUGUUGUUGUCAUGCCAUAGGUCAGAGUCACAUAAAAUAAACUCUUGUCAUAACAAAGGACGCGGCAGCCAGAUUACAUCUCAGAGCUCCUCCACUCCUUUACCCCAGAGGACUCGAUUUUCGAUCGUGGCAGUGUAGGGAAGGGCUUCUAUUUUUAUGCUGGUUCCAACUAGGGGUCUGCCUGGCUCUCCCACCCUUGUAAGUGGUGAUAAAUAGUGGUGGCCAUAGCAGCAUGGAGAGAGUGUAGCCUGGAAAGCCAGCCAGACUCUCUUGGCUCCCAUUUUAUGCAAAUUCGCCGAACAGAAUGCAAAUGAUUUCAUAGUAAUUUGGAAGGUGGGGGGGACAAGUGCUCAUCUGUUUGCAGCGUUCUCCCUGGGCUUCUGGCAGCAGCCCCUGUAGAGGCACGGGGGAGGGGGGGUGUUGGGUAAAAGGUAGCUGGGAGGGAGGGGCUCCCACUGUCAGGAGAGACCUCACCUGGGAUUUCACCAGGAGCAGCAGCUUUCCCUUUGGCAGCCUGCAAGCCAGGACUUCUGGGUUUCAAGAAUAGGAAAAGGUCAACACGGACUAAUGCCUUUUCAAGUCCUUUAUGGCUCUUCUUAUCCCGUGAUGUUCCAUGAUCACAGGAGACAUCCAAACACUUACCAUUCUCACACAUAUCGACUGGGCAUUUAAAAAAGUAUGCUAGGCAUCGAAAAAAGACUCACAAGCCUCAAAGCGUGAAACCGUGAUGAAGUGUGUCCCAGAUCCCCUCCAGUGUCCGGCAGUGCCGUAGACACUGGGCAUGUGAUAUGUGGCUAGCCUGGAUGGAGAUGUGAUUGGAGUAUAAAGUACCCACCAGCUUUCAAAGACUUUGUGUGAAAAGAUGAAUGCAAAAAUGUUUUAUUAGUAUUUUUAUGUUAAUUUUUAUGUUAAUUGUAUGUUGCAGUGAUAGUGUUUUGGAUAUAUUGGUUUAAAUAAGACUAUAUUAAAUGUGGCCACUCAAAAAUUUAAAAUUAUACAUGUGGCUCCUGGUUAUAUUUCUAUUGGACAGCACCGGUCUAGACUGCUAACCAUUUAUUACACAGUGUGGUCACCUUUUUACUCCCAUCUUUGGAUAUUAUUACAUAGGAAGGUAGAAAGAGCUUUCCUUUUUGCCCAGACGGGGUAUAGUUUAGACAGCUUUGUGGCACACCGUGUGACUCUUUCCCAAGUGUACUCGCAUCCAGGUUCUCGUUGAGCCCACGUUUGGUGCAUUCAGGGAGGGCCUGGCCACACUUUUAAAGGUGAGUAUCUUGAAGUCAAAGAGGAGGCUUGCCCACCUGCCUCAAGAGUUGGGGUUGGGAGUACAACAUCAGACUUUCGACCGCUAGUCCGAUGUCUGCUAGAAAUAAACUAAAACCUUCCAGUAGGAAUAUUUACUUGGAGACAAUAGGACAGGAUCCUAUUUAGAAGUAAAUAUGUCUGUGUUUGUGAAUGUAGCAUGUCCUGCCACUGACUGAUGUGACACAUUCAUCCAGGGUUGGAGCCAGUAUUCAGUGGAAAGGUGUGACUCGUGUUUUGGGAACCAUCAGGUCAAAGUUAGGGAAGGGUUUGUGCGUGUUGUCAUGAUAAGGGGAUGCUUUCUUCUGUUGGAAGUCAGCUGGGGUCCUGUCCUGUUCCUGGCAGUGUGCAGCAAGGCCAGCAGAUCUCACCUGCUAGAGAGUUCUGAGACUGAGUUGGAUUGUCCACAAGAUGGAAGGACAAAGCAGCUACCCUGGACAAAAGAGGCAGGGGAUCAGAUCCCAGGAGUCCCUUGUGAGUUACUGGACUCCCAGCACUUCUAACAGCAGAUGUGGAAGGGAGUUCCUCGCCCCAGGAACCAGUUCUCUGAAUCUCUGGACAUCAGCUAGGCGUCCUACCAUUUAAUUCAGUUUUGACAUCGACUACCUGGAGCUAGCAUCAGAUCCCGAAGCCUGCCCCCUGCUUUAGAUACCAGUGUCUGAGCCACCCACACUUCUGACCCACCAGUUAUAAACCAGAGGUUUUCACUACCCCUUCCUCACAUUUGAUAAUUUAUUGGAAUGGUUAUCAUUGGAGUGGUUAUGACUCAGGAAUAUACCUGACUUACCACGACUGGUUUGUAAUGAAGGAUACAACUCAGGAACACCCGAAUGGAGGAAUUACAUAGGGCAAGGAAUGGGGGAAGUGCCGGGGAGCUUUCAUGCCCUCUUGGACUGUUCAUCAACCGGGAAGCUCUCAGAACCCCACAGUUUAGGGGUUUGAAUGAAGCUUCUAUUAUGUAGUAGGUAUGACUGAUGAAAUUAUUGGCUGUAGUGAUUAACUCAUUCUGUAGCCCCUCUCUCUCCAGAAAAGGUUCCGGGGAUUGGGGCUGAAAGUUCCAUCCCCCUGUCAUCAGGUCUUGAACUUUCUGGUGACAGGCCUCCCCUCCAUCCUGAGGUGAUACAAGACCACUGGCCACUAACCAUCUAAUUAGCAUACAAAAGACACUCAUCAGUAGAGAUUCCAAGGGUCUUAGAAGCUCUUGUGUCAGGAACUGGGGACUGAGGCUGCGUAUAUUAUAACAAAAGAUACCGCUAUCACUGCUGUCAUUCAGGAAAUUCCAGGAGUUUUAGGAGCUCUGUGCCAGGAACGGGAGGUGAAGACCAAAUGUAUAUUUCUUAUUAUAUCACAAUAUCACACACUCAAUCCAGACACAGGAUGGAGGAGGUACACUUGUAGCGAAGAAGAGGCUAUCAAGGUCAGGAGUCCGUGGCUGGUCUGGCGGGUGAGAUUAGCCCAGCACUGAGGGCCGGGGGCCAAGAGCCCUGGGUCGUGUCCCAGCCUUCUGAGCCGUUUGCUGUUUGGGUGCGUCGCACGCUCCUCUGAACUUCCGUUUCUUCAUCUGCAAAUGAGAGAGUUGGAUUAGAGGGCCUCUCACUAGAUUUUGUGAUUCUCUAAGUUUCGAAGGCUAGGGAAUCAAGUAGAGUGGUAUUAAUAUCCAAUCAGUGAUAGCAUUGGGGUUUGGUUUUACUGCUUUUUCUUUUGUCUAAUAUAUUCGGGGGCCCCUGGGACCCAUGGUAAAUACCAUCACUGGCUUGGACCAGUUAUUUGGCCCUGAAUGAGUCAGGGGUUGGGUCUAGGAUUCCCUUAGAGCUUUGGCCGGUGCACGGGUGUUGUAGCGUAAUGUCUACAAACAUGUAUACGUAUUUCUCUUUCCUGGCUCUCUUCUCUUCACCCCUGUCCUUUCUGUGAGUCAUAAUUAUUUCUUAUCUGAUCUCUUGAAAGUCUACCUGUUGUGCAGGUAGUAACUCUCCCCCACGUUGAUCAGAUGCCGUAGAAAAUCACUGCUCGUUCUCUGUCUGCAGCUGUGUUUCCUGCUUUGUACCGCCUAUGAACUGAAAGCUCCUGGGCUAUCCAUGAAGACUUAAGAAUUUCACUCCUUUCCUUUGUAAAGACUAGGUUUUAAUUGCUUUUGGGAGGUGUGGGGAGACAAAAGCCCUUGGAUCUCAAGGUAGCUAUGUACUUCGUAGAACAUCACCCCAGGACCACAUUCCCCCACUGAGGGUUCCAGCCACCUCUUCCGCCUCAUUAUACUUUGCCGAGCGCUGAGAAGCCUGGCAUCGUUUCUGUUGGAAUGAAAAGAUUGGCAGAGCUGCCCGAGACAGCAGUAGCACAAAACACUGUGGCAGAAGGUUUGGUCUAUACCAAGGCAGCCAGAGUAUUAAUUGCAUUCUCUGUGAUCACAAAAAAAAAAAAAAAAAAAAAAAAAAAAGCGCUGAAUUAUUCUCUUCGUGUUUUAAGAAUGACAGGCUUUCUCUCUGCCAGCUCUAAGUGUCGUGGUAUCACAUGGCAAGGAGAUGCUAGAUUUGAAAAAAGAAGUCUCGAAGUGAAGAUCUCUGGUAGGCAGCUAGUUCUUAGAAAAAGAUCUAAAGAUGAGUUCUUUUAGAGUGGGUACCUGUAGAAGAUAGGGAAUGGCGGGGGGGGGGGGAUUUGUCUCCAUAAAUUUAUGCGGUCUCUUAUAUUUUCCCAUUUCGAGAUCUUGUUUUAAAUUUUGAAAUGAGACAUUGGAAGUUUCUAGCUACAGUUUGUUUUUGUGGGUGGGUUAGUGAAAACGUGGUCAGGAGGAUUUUGAGAUGUGCUUAUCUUCCCCCAGACCCUGUACCAACAGGCUGGGGAAUAACCAAAUGUCCGCGCCAGGCACUCACCCCCUUUGGGCCUCUGUCGGGAGCGUACUCCGUUCACACCCCACGCUGACAUGUAUGCCACCCAACACAUGCCCGGACCUUGCCCGGUCACCGUCACCCCCAGACCCGCAGAGGAUAUUUUGUCAAGACUGUUUGUGAUGAUUUAACUUGGUUGGGAGGAGAAUAGAUAAAGCAGGUGUCAGCCUGUGUAUUGGGGAUUUUCCUCUGAUGAAAAUUGUUGUUCUGUGCCACACCCCACCCUCCCUUCACAACCCCGAAAAAGAGAAGUAUGUGCGUUGCUGAUGUUCAGGGUUUGAGGGUGUUUUGGUUUAAAGUGCUCCGGGGAUCAGAGAGCAUUUCAUUCUGGGUAGUAUGGUCCGGAGAAGUGUUUUGGUUUCAUGUGAUUAGACCUGUCUCACCAGUCCUGCUGCUUGGGUGUUCUCUUUCUCUCUCUCUCUCUCUCUCUCUCUCUCUCUCUCGCGGUGGGGGGUGCAGGGGGAGAGCGUGCAGGGGAAGCAGCCGCUGAAAGUCUGGCUGGAUGCUGGUAGGAGGAGGCUGGGUCCCGCCGGCUGCACUGGAGGCUUCCAGCCCAGCUCCACUCUUCUGAACUUGCCCUGCCAAAGCGAGGCUCCUCCGGCAAACACCGGCUUGCGGUGGGAGAGCCAUUGCUGACAUGACUUGUCAUCCGCAACGGGAAGAUGCCAGAUCGUGAAGACCUUCCGUCUUCGGGCUUCUGAGCCCAUUCUGCUCAGUAGGGAGCUCGUUUUCUUUCCUGGUGCAUGGUGUGGGAGAGCGCUUCACUCCAUGGAAACUUCUGCUGCAGAAGCCUUUUCUGACAGUUCCCCCUCCCCGUACACACACCCGUUUCACCCACAGAGUCAGGGAGAACUGUUAAGCCAGUCCUCAGUGCCCUAUCUCGUGGCCGAAGGACCAUUCAUUUAAGAUGUGGGAGAGAAUGGCUCUGCCAUUCUCACCUGCUCAGUGCCACGCAUGAGCCCCUCUUCUGUGGGGGAGCCCUGCUCUGUGAUCGGAGUACAAGGCCCUGCCUGGAACUGUGGAUGUAAGGUGAUAUGUAAAGCCUGCAUCAUUUCUAACCCAUGUUCCUUAGUUCGGAAGAAUAAAACCUUUCUAAAAUAUUGUAUUUGUUUCAGUGUCCACCUUAAUAUAUCAGAUUGCCGUCCGUUCAUAUCUAUGACCAUAAAGGUUACUGUCCAAGUUGGGACCUUAGAAGGGUGACAGGAGGUGUUAUUAAUUACUAUACUGGGACAUCGGGAGAAACUGGGAUGCUCCCAGGCAUGGGCAGCUAUAGGCAUAACCCUGAAUGUAUUCACCUUCUUAAGGAUCAGGCAUUACUUUUUUAAAAAAAAGUUUGUGCUGAAUCCUUUCUGCAUUUUUCUGAAAACCAAAUGGGACUGUUUUGUAGGUUUCCAUGUUGGAACAAACCACCCUCCAAACAUCUCCCUGAGAACCACUCUAACUGACCUGUGAUAUCUUUCCCUGGGUCUUGUCUGGACUCUGUGUUUCCACGCCAAAGAGACAGCCCCAUGGAGCUUUCCCGUUCUGUCUCACUCCUGGGAGGUCAGCACUGCUCCCAGGCUUCUUGGGCUGGAACCCAGCUUUCUUCCCGUGGCAUUCCUCUGCUUCACAAAUACACUCCCUUGUUUAGGAGACUAAGAUUAGGAAAAAGAGACAUAAAAUAGGCUCCAUGUCUCUUUCAUUAUGGUCCCCUUCCACUUUUCCUCCAUGGGAAGGGAGAGCAUCUAAAACACUCAUGUUCUGGUCUGUUUUAAUGAGGAAGAAAAAAGAAUACUCACGAGUAGUCCAGGACCUCAGUGGAUAGUGUGACAGAGAAGGUUCCAGAUGAACGAAGUAGUUCUAGGCCGUUUGCUCACCUUCAUGCUGUUGAAUGGGCUUUUGGGUGCUGUACCUUUGCACGUUGGGAGAGGACACCUUGGUUUAACUGCAAACCUCAAGAGGGUGUUUUCUCUGUUUAUUCCGCCUUCUGUGAAUGAUGCCAGGUGCAGCAGGCUUGUGGAGCCCUGGACACCUGACAAGUAUCGGUUUCCAGAGCUGAUGAGGGCCUGUUGAAGGGCGCUAGGCCGCAUGUGCCGGUAGCUGUCCAGCUAGGUAAUGCUCCCAUCAACACGGUCCUGUGAGUCCUUGAUAAGAAGAGUGAUGACUUUUUGAAAAACACAGAAUAUUUUUCUCACAGCCAUGAACUUCCAGCUCUCGGUCAAAAUGAUAAUACACUUUGGGAACAAAUGAAGAAUGUAAACCCAGCACAUGCGCCUCAAGAAUUUGACAUUGGAAGAAAAUCUGCUUCAUCCCACUAAGUAACUCUUGUGAAAACCUCAUCCUUUUUUUUUUUUUUUUUGCUUUUUUUGCUUUUUUUGCACUUUUCAAUGUGCAGCUAAAUUAGGCCACAGGAAAAGGAUAUCGUACCUUCAAAGAGCCAGCGGGGUUGGCUGGGUUCUUUCUAUUCGUGGAAAAUAGCUGUAGGUGCCGGGGGUAGAAGUCAGGCUUUUUGUUCCACGCUGAGGUGGGAAGGUUCGGUGGUGAGACGCAGGGCUCUGCUGUGGAGGAGGGAGCAGAUGCCGAGCGGCUUUAUCAACAUCUUCUCGGCGUUUGAAAUGUGUUGAUAAUGACCUGGGACAGAGAGACGGGUGGGACGUGGGUGGGAGUAAGAAAGGAACAUUCCUCCUACACAGCGUGCACAUCUUCUCUUGUUUUUCUCUCUGUGGUGGCUGCAGAUGAGGUGAAUCAGGUUAUUCGUUUCCCUGGCCUUCUACCCGGCAUGAGGGUUUCUCGAAGCCCGUAGGGGCUGUUGGCCUGCUGGGCGAAGCGCAAAGGAAGUCCGUGGAAGGAGGGCCGGCUUGAGCAGCGGGCAACAUGCUCCUCCUUCCGUCGCGCUCCCUCUCUCAGGUCCAAGGCCACCAGUGGGAUUCAGCUUGGGUUUUGUUGAAAAGGAUUGCUGCUCUGGCCCUUAUUAUGGGUAAGAUGUGGCAGCAUUUUCUUUGUUCCAAGUUAAAAACCAGGGUUAGGAAUUCUCUUUUGCUUUGAAAACCAUGUUCUGAGGGAGCAUGCUGAGUAGAUGGCUUGGAAGGCCUUUGAAUACUGUUUCUCCCUCUCGUUUCCUGACUUUCUUUCCAGGGACAUUCUCUACUCCCACAGUUUCAGUAGCGUGUACAGGUGGCUGAUUCUCGAAUGACUGUCUCUGCAGAGUCCAGUUCUGCCUGUGUGUACUGUGUCCUGAUGAACCUUUCCUCCCAGGUCUCCUGUGGGCAGCACAAACGUAACAUAUCAUCACAAAUACUUAAUGCAGGAAUAAACUCAUUAUCCUUCCAGAACCUUCCUCGGACUCCACCGUUCGGCUCCAUGUGGGCACGGUCAUCCCCGUCACCCAGAGGCAGGACUUAGGAUGCCUUUCUUGUGCUUCUGCUCAGGCCAUGCAUGGAGCCCCAAGCCCUGCCAUCCUCGGUGACUUCCUAGGCUGGCUGCCACUGCCCUUAGUAACUCUUGCCUCGGAGAUCCCAUUAACCUGCUCCAGUGUCUGCUCCUUCCAGUUUAUGCCUUAUAACAGACUUGAUGAAAAUUCUUCCCUGAUUAAAAAACAAAGAGGCUCCUCUUCUCCAAGAAGGAAAAGGAGCUUGCUGCUAAGUUCCUCCCUUGCUGGAAUGCUCGUCUUUCAGCUGCUCCUGGUGCUCCGUAGCAAGGUUGGCCAGGCCUCAGACCCAUCCUGUCUUCUCUGCUCUGGGCAUUUUUGUUCCUGCUGUUUUUAAUGCUCAUAGUGCUCUGCUUCCAUCCACGUUUUCCAAAAUUCUGCAUCCACUUAGGCUCAGUUCCCCUGGAGGAAGGAAGGUGUCCCUAUUGAAAGCGACUCCGCUCACCUCUACAUCUCUACCAUUCUUCCAGCCUUCCCUGGGCCUCCCUUCCAAGCUCUGAUUCCGCUCUGAGGCACAGAUGUUUGCUUUCCUUGUCUUUCUCCUAGGCAAGAAGUAUGUGGAGGCCCAGCCCCACCUCUUCUGCAUUUGUCUGUUCACCCCUGUGCCUGGUGGUCUCGUACUAAUGGGUACUCAAGGACAUCUGCCAAAGGAAUGAAUCAGUGAAUGAAGGAUAGUGGUCUUGCCAUCCCUUACUUUAAGAUUCGUUCACUUCCCUCCUGGCUUCAUUCAUUCGUUCAGCAAUUAUUUAGUGAGUGCCCGCCUCAGUGCCAGGCAUCUAGCUCCAGCAGCAAGCAAAGCCAAGAUCUCUACCAGAAGGUGCUUCCAUUCUGCCUCCUUGCCAAGACUCCCCAUCUUUGCAGUCCCCCUACUCAGCUCUUGAAGAAACAGAACUGCAGCUAUUUUCAAUAUUAUUAACUUUAUAUUUUGUUAUUCUGUGAAUAAACCUUUCUGCCAAGAAGUUCUGCCUUCUUGGUGGUUUGCAACUUUGAGGAUCUUGUUCUUAAAAUUGGCGACGUAUCCCCGUGGCUGGGAGGGGGUUGGAAACGCUACUUCUUUUCGCUGCCUGACAACCAAAUCAAGGCAUUUUGCAAAUUGCUCUGAAAGAGUGACAAAAGUCUCCUUGACUUUGAGGGUUUUUUGUUUUUGUUUUUGUUUUUAAUCUGCAGCAUCGAAACUUUUGCUAGACCGCUGCCCCUGGAGUAGGAGCAAGGAAGUGCUCAUCUUCCUUGGUUAAUUGCUACAUAUUAUAAAACAAAAGCAAAAACAAAACAGCAGUGAAUUACAUCCGGGCAUCAGUAAGAAUGGAAAACAACUGUUUUUCAAAGUUUGAUCUGUAUGUUACCAAUAAGGAAGAAAUUUAUCCUUUGUAGUAUAGGUAUAUGAAAAUAGGGUAGUGUUCGUGGGAAACAGAUUUAUGGAGAAAGUGCCUAAAAUUUUUAUUGGAUCCAUAUCAUUCUCUAUUUGUGAUUUUGAGUGACUGUUGGUCACAACACACAGACUUGGAAUAAUGUGCUGUCUUCACAUAGGACGCUCUAGCCACAAGUUCUUUUUUAUCGUAGCUGCAGUGAAACGGUAUUUGUGGAAAGAUAUUUCUUUCAAUGCCAAAACCCAACAAUUUUGUUUUCAAAUUCCUGAAAACUAAAAAAAGAAAUCUUGGUGACAUAAAUGUUCCAAAUUCAAAAUGUCCAAAAGUGAACUCAUCAACUUCCUCCUUGAGCUG